GCGAGAUUCACUUCAUUUCGUGGAUAAACGUCGAGUGGCUAUUUGGGGAUGGAGUUACGGUGGAUUUAUAGCUGCACAUGUACUGGCUCAUCCCAAUCAGAACAUUUUCCAUUGUGGUAUUAGUGUGGCACCUAUUGUUUCCUGGAAACUGUACGAUUCUGCUUAUGCUGAAAGGUUUAUGGGCUCCCCUAAUAUAUCAUGGAAUCAGAAAGGUUACGACGAAGCUGACUUAAGUAGAAAAGUAGAGAACUUACGAAAUAAAAUGUUUUAUCUUGUCCAUGGAUCGGCUGAUGAUAAUGUCCAACUUCAACAAACAAUGAUUCUUUCUCAUCAUCUGGCAGAAAAAAGUAUUUUAUUCCGGCAACAGAUUUAUCCUGACGUUGGACAUAACUUAGCUGGAGUAAAAGAGCAUCUUUAUCUAUCAAUGGCUAAAUUUUUUGAUGAUUGUUUCGAAAAACAAAUACCUAUUGACUCUAAAGUUGGUUUAAGCAGUGGAGGAACUGGUUCACACUGAAAUUAAACAAAUAUGUUACGUGGUAAAAUUUGAACAAUGUAAGAAACAAUCUACG
Molecule: messenger RNA, 569 nt
Organism: Copidosoma floridanum
Lineage: Eukaryota; Metazoa; Arthropoda; Insecta; Hymenoptera; Encyrtidae
Gene: Dpp10
Product: Dipeptidyl peptidase 10
Biological process (GO): proteolysis
Cellular component (GO): plasma membrane
Molecular function (GO): serine-type peptidase activity; dipeptidyl-peptidase activity
Source: RefSeq, a predicted model, not a curated record